ACCAAAAGCUAGCGUACGUAUAACAUAUCAUAUCGCAUCCCAUUGAAGAGCAAACACAUAUAGGCCGGAGCAUCUACCAGCAAUGGCUUCUGCUUCCAUGUUUGCAGUUGUUGCUCUCCUCAUUGGAGCACUAAUUGCUUCUGUUCCUACGAGCGUGCAAUCCAUCGGGGUGUGCUACGGCGUGAUCGGCAACAACCUCCCGUCCCGGGGCGACGUGGUGAAUCUCUACAGGUCCAAGGGCAUCAACUCCAUGCGGAUCUACUUCGCCGACGCGCAAGCCCUCUCGGCGCUCCGCAACUCCGGCAUCGCGCUCAUCCUCGACAUCGGCAACGACAACCUCGCGGGCAUCGCCUCCAGCGCCUCCAACGCGGCCACCUGGGUCAACAACAACGUCAAGCCCUACUACCCGGCGGUCAACAUCAAGUACAUCGCCGCGGGCAACGAGAUCCUCGGCGGCGCCACCGGCAGCAUCGUCCCCGCCAUGCGCAACCUCAACGCCGCCCUGGCAUCGGCCGGGCUCGGCGACAGAAUCAAGGUGUCCACGUCGAUACGGUUCGACGCCGUGGCCGACUCCUUCCCUCCCUCCAAGGGCGUGUUCAAGGACGCCUACAUGUCCGACGUGGCGCGCCUGCUGGCGUCCACGGGGGCGCCGCUACUAGCCAACGUGUACCCCUACUUCGCCUACAGGGAUUCCCCGUCAGCCAUCCAGCUCAACUACGCCACGUUCCAGCCCGGGACGCAGGUGAGGGACGACGGCAACGGGCUGGUCUACACGAACCUCUUCGACGCCAUGGUGGACGCCGUGCACGCCGCAAUGGAGAAGGCCGGGGCGGGGGGAGUGAAGGUGGUGGUGUCCGAGAGCGGCUGGCCGUCCGAUGGGGGAUUCGCGGCGAAUGCCGACAACGCGAGAGCUUACAACCAGGGCUUGAUUGACCAUGUUGGCAAGGGGACGCCGAAGAAGCCCGGGCCAUUGGAGGCGUACAUCUUUGCCAUGUUCAACGAGAACCAGAAGGAUGGGAAUGCCGUGGAGAGGAACUUUGGGCUGUUCAAGCCGGACAAGUCGCCGGCCUACGACAUCCGGUUCUAGCUAGACGGCUUGUGGCUACGUGCGUCGCACAUAAAUAUACGUACGUGUUAGUAAGGAUCGAUCGAUAUCGCUACCUAAAUAAGCUGUGGGUACAAUCAUAGCGUGUGUACAUGCUCAUCGAUGUCCAUGGAAGUAAUUAAGUGCAUCCGUGGACUUUUUGUGAGUUGAUACAUCAACAUGAAUAAACAGAGUUACAUACUCCGUAUGAAA
This is a messenger RNA of Brachypodium distachyon (stiff brome), 1297 nucleotides long. Its product is annotated as glucan endo-1,3-beta-glucosidase GII. The transcript is spliced from 2 exons. Gene Ontology annotation, biological process: carbohydrate metabolic process. Lineage: Eukaryota; Viridiplantae; Streptophyta; Magnoliopsida; Poales; Poaceae. Gene Ontology annotation, molecular function: hydrolase activity, hydrolyzing O-glycosyl compounds. The record is from RefSeq and is a predicted model, not a curated record. Gene Ontology annotation, cellular component: plasma membrane. Bases 83 to 1087 code for a protein of 334 amino acids.